AUGGGCGAGAAGGAGACGGACGGUCUGCUCGUUCCCCGAGGACCGACCAAGGCGCCCGUGCAUGUAGCCAAACGCGCGCAGCGGAACAAGGCCCUGUCCGUCGUGUUCGACCCCCAGGACCACAAGGAGUACUUGAACGGGUUCCACAAGCGGAAGCAGCAGCGGCGCAAGGAUGCCGUUGCCAGGGUCGAGAAGGAACUGAAACAGCAGCGCCUGGAGGAGCGCGCUGAUCGUCGCGAGGCGCUGAAGGAGCGGUACUCCACCCUGGGCCCCGACCUGGAUCCGGCGGCGCCUUCCCUGGCGGAGGACGUGGAGCGCAGGGUGCAUGUCUUCAGCCACGGGGCGGUGGAGAGCCGGGUGACGGUGUCUGCCAUCGACCUGAACAGCAGCGACGAGGAGCAGGCGGGGCCGGGGCCCAAUGACGACGAUGACGACCGCGACCUGGGCGAGUGGCCAGGGCCUGGAGUCGCCAGGGCUAAAAAGUCCGCAGUGCAGAGUGGCGGCGGCAACGGCGGGGGAGGGGAGCCGGCGCGCGUUCGGACGCACGUGUCCAAGGCCACCCUGCGUGCGAUAGCGCGGACCAAGCUAAAGCUGGAGGGCAAGCGGAGUGCCGGGGGCUUCAAGCAGCCGGGCCCCAAGACAGGCGGCAAGGGCGGGCGCAAGGCGGAGGCCAAGGAGGCGGGCGGGAAGAAGGGGGGAAAGGGAGGGAAACCUGCGCCCAGUAAGAGCAGGGGCAAGCGAUGA
This is a messenger RNA of Auxenochlorella protothecoides, 744 nucleotides long. Its product is annotated as Nucleolar protein 12. Gene Ontology annotation, molecular function: RNA binding. The record is from RefSeq and is a predicted model, not a curated record. Lineage: Eukaryota; Viridiplantae; Chlorophyta; Trebouxiophyceae; Chlorellales; Chlorellaceae. The transcript is spliced from 3 exons. Gene Ontology annotation, cellular component: nucleolus. Bases 1 to 744 code for a protein of 247 amino acids.